AUUUUCAAUCUCCAACAUACCCUUGGGCUCUUGAACCCGUUUCCCAUUUUGCCAGUUUUCUCUUUCUACGUCUGUUUUCUCCGUUUAUACUCUUUGGAUUUGAAGGCAUAUUCCGAUUCUCUAUUUCUCCUUUUUGUUUGUAAACAGAAUUUAGAUUUAUAUACACCAUUAUUAUUAUAGAACUGAGAGAUAUUCAAACAAAAGGGAGGAUUAAAAACACAAAGACAAGAAGUUAUAUUUGCCCAUAUUUUUCACUGAUUUGCUCAUUUCUAUCAAUCUUACCGUCUUCAAUUCAUCGAUUAAUCUCAGAAAAUUGAGUGAAUCAAUACAGUAGCAGUCCUGAUGUUCCAAACUCUCAUUGUAACCAGGCUUGGAGAUAUGAUGUCUCAAUAAGAUGUGUGGUGAGAUCCAGCAACUGAAGCUUUAAUUGAUCACUCCAUAACUUCGUUGGAGAACAUGGCAAAGAAAACAGUCAUGUCAAGGGUUGUGGCAUUGACAAAUUUUAUCUUGUGACUGUUAUUUCUCUCAUCCAUAUUAACCAUGGUGGAGUUUUUCUGAUGCUUCAGCAAGAAUUUUUUUUUAUAAUUUUUUUUCAAGAUGGAGUGAUGGACCAGCAGAUCACUUGUCUUAGAGUGACUCAGCCCUUGGAUUUCUAUCUCUGUGUAUCUUUCUGACUUAUUUUCAUAUGGGUUUGAAGUACCAGUUUUGGCUUUCAACUUGCUGAAGGCUAUUGCUGAUCUAAACAUUUUGGAUUCAAAGUCAUUUGUUAUCAAGUACAAGCUUACUGUCGCGAAGUAUUUCGAUGGAAGGUUCUCUUUCACCCCGAGGACACAAGCACAGUCCUCAAAGUCAUGGGCGCAAAUCUGUUUUAGGUGGGACUCAGAAAGAUUUGUGGCUUAUUGUGAAGGAAGGCUGCUUAGCUGAUGUCGAAUUAGCUCUGACUCAACUGAAGAAAAAUGGUGGUAAUAUCAACUCGAGGAAUGCAUUUGGCCUUACACCUCUUCACAUUGCUACAUGGAGAAAUCACAUUCCUGUCGUAAGAAGGCUCCUUGCAGCUGGUGCUGACCCUGACGCUAGGGAUGGAGAAUCGGGAUGGAGCAGUCUCCAUAGGGCUCUUUAUUUUGGUCACUUUGCUGUGGCAAGUAUCCUCCUGCAGUCUGGUGCAUCAAUCUCGAUAGAGGACUCCAAAUUACGAACCCCAAUCGAUCUCCUUUCUGGACCUUUGUCGCAGAUUCUGGGCGAUCAACGUGUUUCAGUUACUACGGAGAUCUUAAGCUGGGGAAGUGGUACUAAUUACCAACUUGGAACUGGAAAUGCUCACAUACAGAAGUUACCUUGCAAAGUGGAUGAGCUUCAUGGUUCAUCUAUUAAGCUAAUUUCUGCUUCAAAGUUUCAUAGUGUAGCAGUCACUGGUCGUGGGGAGCUCUAUACUUGGGGAUUUGGAAGGGGUGGCCGCCUUGGACAUCCAGAGUUUGACAUCCAUAGUGGACAAGCUGCAGUAAUUACACCGAGACAAGUGAUUUCAGGACUUGGUUCUCGAAGAGUCAAGGCAGUUGCAGCUGCUAAACACCACACAGUCAUUGCUACUGACAGUGGAGAAGUUUUCACCUGGGGAUCCAAUAGAGAGGGUCAACUUGGCUAUGCUUCUGUUGACACCCAACCGACCCCCCGGAGGGUUAGUUCUCUUAAGUCAAAAAUAGUGGCUGUUGCUUCGGCAAACAAACACACUGCUGCUAUUUCUGAGACUGGUGAAGUCUUUACAUGGGGCUGCAACAAGGAAGGCCAACUUGGUUAUGGUACAUCAAACUCGAGCUCCAAUAAUACUCCAAGGUUGGUUGAGUACUUGAAAGGAAAGCUCUUCAUGGCAGUAGCCGCUGCAAAAUAUCAUACAGUGGUUCUAGGAGCAGAUGGAGAGGUGUUCACUUGGGGUCAUCGACUUGUAACUCCAAGACGUGUGAUUGUAGCCAGGAAUUUGAAGAAAAAUGGGAAUGCUUUAAUGAAGUUUCACAGGAUGGAGAGACUUCAUGUGGUCUCCGUUGCCACAGGUAUGGUGUAUAGCAUGGCUUUAACUGAUGAUGGGGCGCUAUUUUACUGGGUUUCAUCUGAUCCUGAUCUCAAAUGCCAGCAGUUAUGUUACCUUAAUGGAAAGAAAAUUGUCAGUAUUUCUGCUGGCAAGUACUGGCAUGGGGCAGUAACAUCUACUGGUGAUAUUUACACGUGGGAUGGGAAGAAAGGUAAGGAUAAGCCACCAGCAGUUACUAGGCUUCAUGGUGUGAAAAGGGCUACUAAAGUUGCUGUGGGUGAAACACAUUUACUGAUUGUUGGUUCCACUUAUCAUCCUGCUUAUCCUGUCAGUGCUGUCAAGGACUAUAAAAGUUCAAGCCCUACAGUAAAAAAUGUCUUAGGAGACUUAGAUGAGGGAUUUAUGUACAAUGACAUGGAGUCUGACAGAGCUAGAUCUGGUUCGGAAAAGGAGAAUGUCGAUGACAAGUUUGUGCCGAGUUUGAAAGGCCUUUGCGAGAAAGUGGCUGCUCAGAGUUUGGUAGAACCACGAAAUGCUCUGCAAAUGUUGGAAAUUGCACAUACUUUGGGAGCAGAUGAUCUUCGGAAGUAUUGCGAGGAGAUUGUUAUUCGCAAUCUUGACUAUAUUUUUACGGCUUCAUUGAAUGCUGUUGCUACUGCCUCGCUGGAAAUUUUAGUUCAUAUUGAGAAGUUGCUGGAUGUGAGGUCAUCUGAGUCAUGGAGUCAUCGUCGACUCCCUACUCCAACAGCUACUUUGCCUGCUGUCGUAAACAGUGAAGACGAUAAUAGUGAUACUGAGUCUCCAAGGACCAGGGAUAACCUCACUGUGACUGACAGUACAAAGAAAGCUGGUUAUUGCAGAUUGGAUAGCUUUUUGCAACCCAUGAACGAUGCUAAUCAAGAAUUAUGCAAGCAAAUAAGAGUAUUGCGGAAAAAGUUGCAACAAGUUGAGGUUCUUGAGGUGAAACAAGCCAAGGGGCAUGUUCUUGAUGACCAGCAGAUUGCGAAGCUGCAAACAAGACCUGCUUUAGAGAGUUCACUUGCAGAGCUGGGUGUUCCUAUUGAGUCAACAAUUGCAAAGUCAUCACCUUCAGUGGCAGCAGAUGGUAAGGCCUGUAAGGCGGGGAUGCAAAAGAAGCAGAGGAGAAAGAGUAAACAGAAGGAGUCUCCGACGGAAGCUUAUUCUGGUACUGAAUUGGGAAUAAACCCUUUGAACAGUUUGAAGGGUGUUGUGGACCUCGAUGCCUCAAAGUUAACUGAGGGGAAGGUUACAACUGAACCUGAAGAUCAGUGCGCUGAAGAUUCCCAGAAUCUCUCUCAGAAGAAAGACUCUCUUGGUGGGGGGAUGAGUAAAGGAUCAUUGGCAGUGGGAAGCAAGAAGAAAAAUCGGAAAGGAGGGCUUUCCAUGUUCUUGAGUGGUGCUCUUGAUGAGCCUAGCAAAGAUGUUAUUUGUCCACCGCCGCCGCCGCCACCCAAAUGUGAAGGUCCUGCAUGGGGCAGAUCUAAGGUUUCAAAGACAUCCGCCUCGCUCCGUGAGAUCCAAAAUGAGCAAAGCAAAUUGUUCAAUAAUCUGCCUGUCAGAAACAAAGAUAAGCCAGAAGAUUUACCUGACACAAGUAAUGGAAAAUUCUUGCUGAGCUCUUUGCUGGCUUCUAACCCAAUACCAGUUGUUCCUUCUCGCACAACACAUGUAUCUGAUGGUGACAAAAGCACUCCUCCUUGGACAGCUUCUGGGACCCCACCUCACUCUUCACGGCCCUCUCUUAGGGACAUACAAAUGCAGCAGGGUAAAAAACAGUAUCUUGCACAUAGCCCAAAAACAAAGACAACUGGAUUUGCAGUUACAAGUGGGCAGGGAUCACCCUCAGAAUCUGGUGCCCAAAGCCGCUGGUUUAAACCCGAGGUGGAUUCACCAUCUUCAAUCCGUUCCAUCCAGAUAGAAGAGAAGGCAAUAAAGGAUUUCAGGCGCUUCUACAGCAGUGUUAGAAUCGUAAAAAACCAAAGUUAGUUCUAUGUAUAUUAUCUUUAGCAGGUUAGAUUUAUAUCAUAUACCUCUUUUUCUGUUCUUUUCUUAGAUUGUACAGAUCCUUUUGUAUAUUCAGUUAGCUAGGUUUCUCACCUGUGCGGAAAAUAGAACCGAGGUUUACUCAACUUCAUAGGGUAGCUUGUACAAUUGAUCUCUUUUUAGGGAAUUUUUUAUUUUUUAUUUGGUUAAUCAGGUGGUUGUUGUUGAAUUCAAA
This is a messenger RNA of Spinacia oleracea (spinach), 4262 nucleotides long. RefSeq lists its product as uncharacterized. The transcript is spliced from 12 exons. The record is from RefSeq and is a predicted model, not a curated record. Bases 803 to 4030 code for a protein of 1075 amino acids. Gene Ontology annotation, molecular function: protein binding. NCBI's taxonomy places the organism in Eukaryota, Viridiplantae, Streptophyta, Magnoliopsida, Caryophyllales, Amaranthaceae.